GAGGGAGGGAGGGAGGGAGGAGCUCCUUGGCCCUUGGUUGCAUGCAGUGCCUAGCCUUGAUCCCCACUCCUUCUGCUGAUGCAAGCUGGAAGCUUGGUUGUUGCUGCUGCUAUUCCAUGUUGGUGGUGAAGGAGGAGGAGGCUGGACCUGGGAGGGUUAAAGAUACCCCCCUUUCUGGGAUUGUUUGUCCUUAUCCAGACUUCUGCAGCACCUGGUCUGUCUCCCCAAGAGAGAGACUGCGAGAGGGAGGAAGGGAGGGGGGAACUCCUUGUCUGCACAUUUCAAGGAGUCUCAGGGAAGAAAGAGUUGAUGGCGUGGAGCUCAGUUGAACUAGGAGCAUCAUGUAGUCACAAAUGCCGAGGGGGCUUCCCAUUCCAUGCUUCUGAAGUGUGUUUGAUCUUGGAUCAUCUGUAUUACUCUGCAUUCAAGUUUCUUGUGAUAUUUCAACACUCUGUUAAGAAGACAUUGAAAACAUAAAACAACCAUUUUACAACGGAAUGCAUAAUGGUUGAGGACAUUCUAUCCUUCACAGGUAUCACAGAAAAUCUUAAAGUGGAAUAUAAUGUGUCAGACUAUGGCAAUGAUUCAUUCUAUCAAAAGAGAGAAUUUUACAAUGUGAUACCUGUUUGGCCAGUUUAUAUAGAAGUUAGCAACAUUAUGGAUGACAACACUGCUUCUGGAGAUUUGGAAAACAAGCUAACUCUUUAUCCAGACAUAAACGGAAGUGCUGGGAUUUGGCAACCAAUUAAUAGCACUGAUCAUGUAUCUCCUGAUAGUAUAACAGAAAUUAUCAUCAAUAGUUUUGUUGUCAUAACCUGCCUUUUAGGUCUUGUGGGAAAUGGAAUGGUCAUUUGGCUUCUUGGCUUUUGCAUGAAGAGAAAUCCUUUCACCACUUACAUCCUAAACCUCUCCAUAGCUGACUUCGGGGUCCUUGUCUUUCUAAUUAGCACUGCUGCUUUGGGGAUGUCUGUGGGUCAGUAUAAUGAAAUCAAUAUUCACACUCUUUUUUUCCUUAUUUCUCUGGAGUUAUUUUUUCUCACAUAUUCUGCAAGUCAAUAUUUAUUGGCUGCCAUCAGUAUUGACAGAUCUGUGGCCGUCCUCUUCCCACUUUGGCAUCGAUGCCACCGGCCUCCGUGUUUGUCCCCCAUUGUUUGUACCCUAACCUGGAUCCUCUCUUUUGUGCUCUCUGCAAUUCACUUCACUCUGCAUAGAACUAAGCGCUUUGGCAAUACUCCACUGUUGUAUCCACUUAUUGUGAAUGUUCUGAUUUGCACUCCUAUCAUGGUUACCUCCACUCUGAUCCUGUUCAUUCAAUUAUGGUGUAAAACAAAACAACAUCCGAGGGGAAAGCUUGUCACAUCCAUCUUGCUUGCCCUCCUCUUCUUCCUCAUCUUUGCUUUUCCACUUAAUGUGUUCUAUAUUAUAAAUCAUUAUCACACCUCUCUUCACAGCCUAAUGGUAGCAGGUUUUGUCUGUGCUUCUCUGAACAGUUGCAUCAAUCCUCUGAUCUAUUUCUUAAUUGGGAGGAGACAAAAGAAAGGUCAGCCCAGAGUGUCCGUGAAGGUGGCACUCCAGAGGGUCUUCAAGGAUGAGCAUGACCAUAAUGAAGAACAGAACAAUUCAAGUGUAACCACUGUUUGAUGUCCUGUUAUGGGCAAUGUCCACCAUUACGCUUAACAAUAUCUUAACAUUACUUUGUAAAAUAAAAGGCAACUUUAUAAGCAACAUCAAGAUGCACUUAGGAAAGCCUUUUAAAGAAAUGUUGCAAUGUCUGUACUACAAUAAGAUAACCAGAUAUAUUUCCAUGGCAUUUUGUAUUGCUUCACUAUAUUAAAGGCUGCACCUAACUCAGUAAGACACUCUGUGGGCCAAUUCGCAAUACAGAGUUAUGCCACUGUUGUUCUACUUAAACUGCCAUGGUUUUGUUCUGUACAAUCCUAAAGUUUGCAGUUGGGUAAGAGACAUUUAGUGUUCUCAGCCAGAGAGCUCCCCAGUGCAUCAUAACUACAAAUUCCAGAUUUCCAUAGGGUGGAACUAUGACAGAUAAAGUGAAAUAGCAGUACAGUAAGUGCUAUAAUGGUGUAGUGUAAAUGUGUCCUGUGCCUUUUCUUCUAAAACUCUAACAUUUGCAAUCCCUGCUACUCUCAGUGUUUGCUGUACACUUUGUAACCAGACAUUCCUUAUUGCUGUGAUGGGUAAUAGAGUGGGAGUUCACUCUUUCCAUUGAUUAGCCUAUUUGAAUUAGCCUAUAAAUACCCAUGUAAUAUAGGGAAGCCUGGGUGGUGAAGUGUGUUAAAGCACUGAGCUGCUGAACUUGCAGACUGAAAGGUCCCAGGCUCAAAUCCCGGGAGCAGAGUGAGCACCUGCUGUUAGCUCCAGCUUCUGCCAACCUAGCAGUUCGAAAACAUGCCAAUGUGAAUGGAUCAAUAGGUACUGCUCUGGCGGGAAGGUAAUGGCGCUCCAUGCAGUCACGCCGGCCACAUGACCUUGGAGGUGUCUAUGGACAACGCCGGCUCUUCGGCUUAGAAAUGGAGAUGAGCACCAACCCCCAGAGUCAGACAUGACUGGACUUAACGUCAGGGGAAACCUUUACCUAAAUAUAGGGAAGGUGGGCAGAAGAAAUUGCGGGGGGGGGGGGGGGAGUUAUCCAUUACACAUUCAGACGGUGGAAGUUCAAACAGUCGAGAACAAAUGAAAAUUGAUCUGGUGAAUGUUUAGAUUUGGAAAGUGACAAAUGCUAGCAUCCAGCUGUGCAAAGUUAUGAUUCAGCCUAAAUACUUUGUGUUGUGUUAAGCUUGAAUAAUAGAACUUGCAAGCAGGUACUGAAAUAGGAAACCUUUCUUGACGGAGUCUGGAAAUGCUAAGAGGUAUUCUGGCAGGACAGGGAGUGGUAUACCGAAUCUCUGGUCAUCUUGGAAGACGUAAAGCCUUGUCUUAAAGUACAAUCUGGAAUUUUCCUUUGAAACACCAUCGCUGCUACGAUAGUACCAUUGUUGCCUUCAGAAGAGCAAUUAGUAUUUAGCUGUCGUCAUUACUUCCACUGGAAGGAGGUUACCAAAUCUGGCAGUUGCUGCAGUUUCCAGAGGUUGGGCAAUGCCUUUUUUAUCUGAAAGAGAGGAAAGGCUCUUCCACACAGGCCCAUAACCCAUGAUGAGUCACGGGUUUACCUGAGGCAUCCAAACAACACCUCAGAUAAACCUGAAUUAAUCCAGAGUGAACUGGGAUUUCCCAGUUUACUCCAGAAUAAUUUGGCACCUGGAAAGAUACGGACCCUAAUCUAAGGUCCAAAUCUUUCCAGGUGUGGGCCUGUGGAAGAAUGAAAUAUCUAUGCUCAAUCGUUUUUGUCCCAUGUGUUGCAAUUUCAUUGUUUUAAUCUCCUCAGACCAUUUCAGAGUCAUUACCAAAGGGUAACAGGCAAAGGUCACAUUCCCAUCUGCUCUUUGUACACAUAUCCUUUUUGCUCAUGAAGGCAUAAACUCUGCACAUCAUUUUAAAGGACUUUGUUUUUUGAACUCUAAUAGAAUAACAUCAAGACUAUAGUUUGUCCCACCCAGAGGUGUCUCUUUUACUUCGGAUGACAGGUUCCAAGUUAGGAACAGGACAAAUUUAGGCAGAGGCGCAAAGCAAACACAGACAAAAAUACAGGGAUCAGAAGGAACUCCACAGACAGGAAGCAGAAUUAUCAUAAGCAAAAUGUUCCCAGGGAAAGCAAUCUUUUUCACUUGGGCCCUUUCAUCCAGAACCUGUUUCCCUGCCUUCUCACUUAGUAGUGUUACUGCUUCAUCUUUAGCCAUCCAUCUUAAUUAGAUGCUUAUUUGCAUAAGAGAGUAAGAAAAUGUGUGUGUGUUGUAGGAUUAGGGGCUUUAGCACCUAUCUUUUUGCUUUGAGAAAUAGUUUGUAUUCAAACAGUCUGCUCUGUUGGGAUUCUACUGAUAGUUUUUUUCAUUCUUCUUAAUAAAGAAAUAAUUGAUUUGGCUUAAAAAUCA
Molecule: messenger RNA, 3986 nt
Organism: Anolis carolinensis (green anole)
Lineage: Eukaryota; Metazoa; Chordata; Lepidosauria; Squamata; Anolidae
Product: mas-related G-protein coupled receptor member H
Exons: 5
Coding region: 505-1641 (378 amino acids)
Biological process (GO): G protein-coupled receptor signaling pathway
Cellular component (GO): membrane
Molecular function (GO): G protein-coupled receptor activity
Source: RefSeq, a predicted model, not a curated record